GCGCAGCGCUGCAGACCUAGACUAAAUUGAGGUCUUUGUUGAGACCAAUAGACAAAUCUUGCUCACGCUUUUUAUACACCACAGGAGAAUAUAUUAAAAAGAAAAAAAUGCGUUGGAUACAGUCGAGACCCUGCAAGACUAAUGCAGCAGCAUAAGUAGAGCUGACAACAUCGGAUGUACACAAACAAACCCAGCGUUCUCGUUUUAAGGAGGUAUUGUUUUUGUUUUUAAGCGUAGGUUGGUUUUAUUUCGAAAUCGCGACAAGUGGUUGAUCGACAUGGGGAAAUAUCAUAUUUAAAAGGAGAAUCAUGAAAGAGCAUAGGGAUAUUUCUGUGGAAAGGUUGCCCAUGGCACACAGGUCAAGUGGGGUUCAACUUUCCAGCUGCCUCGUCCAAACAGAGGAGAAGGGGGAACCUAAGAGAAGAUAUCUGUGGGCCAUCUCUAUCCCUCAUAUUUCACAUAAAUAGUCAACAUUUGGGGAUCGUGACAGAGGAUGGAGACUGUCGGGAAAUUCGAGUUCAGUAGAAAGGAUCUUGUAGGACAUGGUGCCUUCGCAGUGGUGUUCAAAGGCAGGCAUCGAGAGAAGCACGAUUGGGAGGUUGCAGUCAAAUGCAUAAACAAGAAGAAUUUGGCCAAAUCUCAGACUCUUCUCGGGAAAGAGAUCAAGAUAUUGAAGGAACUCAAACAUGAGAACAUCGUUGCAUUACAUGACUUCCAGGAAACGGCAAGCUCUGUGUACCUGGUGAUGGAGUACUGCAAUGGAGGAGACCUGGCUGACUACUUGCACUCUAAGGGCACUUUAAGUGAAGACACCAUCCGAGUAUUUCUGCAGCAGAUAGCGGGGGCCAUGAGGGUUCUUCAGGCCAAAGGCAUCAUCCACAGAGACCUGAAACCCCAGAAUAUCCUGCUUUCCCACCCUGCAGGCCGCAAGUCCCAUUCCAACAACACCUGCAUCAAGAUAGCUGACUUUGGCUUUGCACGGCACCUUCAGAAUAACAUGAUGGCCGCCACACUCUGUGGGUCCCCCAUGUACAUGGCACCUGAGGUGAUUAUGUCGCAGAAUUAUGAUGCAAAGGCUGACCUGUGGAGUAUAGGCACCAUCGUGUUUCAGUGCCUGACUGGGAAGGCUCCGUUUCAGGCCAGCAGUCCGCAGGACCUCCGCUUGUUUUAUGAGAAAAAUAAAACUCUCAGCCCGAACAUUCCUAGAGAAACUUCCAGCCAUCUGAGACACCUGCUGCUCGGCCUCCUGCAGAGGAACCAUAAGGACCGGAUGGACUUUGAUGAAUUUUUCAAACACCCUUUCUUGGAAGCAAGCUCCUCUAUGAAGAAGUCUGCUCCAGUGGCCAUGACAUGCUUUCCCAGCUCAGCCUCUGCCAGCUCAUGCAGUAGCUCGUCCACUUCACACCUGGCCUCUCCUCCUGUAAGUCAAUCCCUUGCGGAGAUCCAACAGGUCCGUGCGAAGGUGUUAGCCUCCCCAACACAAGACUCUCCAGGCUUCUUGCUGAAGGACUCAGGCGGUGGUGGUGGGGCCAGCAGUAGCAAGAACUCAUCCUGUGACACAGAUGACUUUGUCAUGGUUCCUGCUCAUUUCUCUAGUGAGCUUACCUGUGAAAUUCCUACAGGAAAGGUUCUCCAGGACAGUCUGAUGUAUAGUGGGAGUUCCCUUCUGGCUUCUGGAGGUCAGUGCAGUCAAGGCAAGACUCCACCAAUCUCCCCCUCCUACAGCAGCUCUCCUGGACCCAGCGGCGGGCCGAAUGAGUUAUCUGGGAGUAACUAUAGCAACUAUGGGCAGUCUAUACCCAUUCCAGUCCCCACACAGAUUCACAACUACCAGCGCAUGGAGCAGAACCUCCACUUCCCAGGUCAAGAGGGCUCUCCAUCUCCACGGUCUGGCACAGUCCAAAGGUACGGUAGUGGGAGUUCUCUGACCUGUGGACAAACAGGGCCCUCCCCUCCUCAGCUAGGAGGGCCUGGCUCUGCCCUCACUCCCUGUAGACUGUCUACAGGGGGCGCUAAACCCUUCCAGCUCUCUCCACAGUUUGGCACCAUUCCUGAGUUACCAGGCCAAAUGUGCACAGCAGGUGUAGAAAUGGGUCACAGGGGCUCCCGGGGUGGAGAAACCAAGGCUCGGACCCAGCAGCCACAGGGCCUGGGCACACGGCUCAACAGUGCCCCUUGUUUGCUCGAGGCGACUGGGGGGUGCAGGCAGAAGAUCAGAAAGCAGCAUUCAGACCCGGUGGUAGUCCCUCAAGGAAACAUGAUGCCCUUUAGGACCCUGCACUCCUCUCCCAGGCUUAGUGAACUUAUGCAACGCAGCCCCCUGCCAACCAUCCUGGGUUCACCUUCCAGAUCUCAGGCUAUGCCCCCAUUUGAGUUUCCCAAGCCCCCCAAUUCCCCAAACAUGGUCACGUUUUUGGCCCAGCAGGGCCUCAGGCCAGCUCAGGGAGAGCCCUGUCUGUCACUUGCCUACCAGGCUGAGGAGAAAAGAGGCUUUGGAAGGUCUCAGAGCGCUGGCCGCCUGUCUGAUGUGCUACUGAUGGCAGCGUUUGGAGGACAGAGAGGAGAUAGAGGCAGCAUGGAGAACCUUAAUUCUGACAGAGCCAUGGACAUCACAGCGUCCCCUGGUAGUGGAGCUUUUUUAUUGGGCUCAGGUAGCCCAGCUCGAGUGGUGUUCACCGUGGGUUCUCCGCCCAAUGGAGGGACACCUCCACAGAGUUCUCGCUUAAGGAAGUACUCCGUAGGAUCUUCAAGUUCCAUUAGUCCGGUGGGGUCCCUCACCAGUCGCUACCCACAAUGCAUGGACGGCUACGAGGGGCCCUCCAGUCCACGCUAUGGUUUCACUGACCCCAUCUCAGCCAACCUGGAAGGAGCUGUUACUUUUGAAGCCCCAGAACUACCAGAGGAGACCCUAAUGGAGCAGGAGCACACAGAAAUUGUGCAUAGGCUCCGGUUCAUGCUGGACUUUGCUCGCUGUAUGGUGGAGGUGGCUGAAGCCAGGGGUGGAGAGGCUGCCCAGGCAGAACAGUCCUCCAUAGGCUUACUCCGGCAGCAGAGCCUGGUCGCUGAUCAGAUCAGCUCUCUGAGCCGAGAGUGGAGUUAUGCAGAGCAGUUGGUGCUUUACAUGAAGACGGCAGAGCUUCUGUCAUCUUCACUGCACACAGCCAUGGAAGGAAUCAAACAGGGGAAGCUCUAUCCCUCUACUACGGUCAAACAAGUGGUCAGAAGGCUGAAUGACCUGUAUAAGUCCAGUGUCAUGUCCUGUCGUUCUCUGAGUGCUCAGCUGGAGCGAUUCUUCUCUCGUAAGCACAGACUCAUGGACCACAUCAACAGCAUCACAGCUGAGAGGCUCCUCUUCAGCCACACUGUACAGAUGGUACAGACCGCUGCUCUGGAUGAGAUGUUUCAUCAGGGCUCAGCAUCAGUUCAGCGCUACCAUAAGGCCUUGCUGCUCAUGGAGGGGCUCUCUCUCCUCCUCACAGAACAGGCUGAUGUCCUCAGCAUUAGCAAGUGUAAGCAAUGCAUCGAACGCCGUCUCACCGCCUUGCAAUCAGGCCUCUGUGUGUAAAGUCUCUCCACCAAGCUGCUGUUAAACGGCCAAGAUUCCCAUUCUGCCCCCUGCAACUGUUGUAUCUGUCUUUGUCUUUUUUCUAAGUGCUUUAGGGGAGGGAAGAGUCCUCUGAUUGGACCAAGUUAAUAUGACUGACAGCUGAUGUCAUAAUACUUGGGUCUGAUGGUGGAGAGACUUUAAAAGUUGGCAGUGUUCACCUGGCAACCCUUUAUAUCGUCACAGAGCCAGAAGGACAGAUUGAUCCCUUUGUUUAUUGUCAAGAGGAUACAUGUUUCUCUGUCGCUGAGUGGUUACGUCUCCACAGCUUGGUAAUCCACCAUGUAAAAUUGUAUACAUACCAAUUGCCAGUCAAGUGUGUACUACAAGAUGACAAGCCUUGUCACGUGUCCCAUGCUUUGUGAUCCGCAAUUGUUGGCUCAAACGGGUUGAGAAUAUGGUUGCGUGUUAUAAAAUGGGUUGUGCAAUUUUAGUUGAUUGACAAAGUUUACCCACCCCAAUAUCCUUAUUUUGUCCUUAGUUUGUAUUUAAUUAUCUGCCAAUUCAAUAUGUUAACUUCCAGAGAGAAGUUAUCAAAUGAUUUUAAGAGAAUUAUUAGUACAUUUGGCCAAUAGGGGAUGCUUCUUGUGUGCAUGCGUGUGUGUGGUUUCGCUUCGCUUCGUGUUUUGUUUCGCUUCGCUUCGUGUUUUGUUUCGCUUCGCUUCGUGUUUUGUUUCGCUUCGCUUCGUGUUUUGUUUCGCUUCGCUUCGUGUUUUGUUUCGCUUCGCUUUGUGUUUUGUUUCGCUUCGCUUCGUGUUUUGUUUUGCUUGCUUCUUGUUUUGUUUUGCUUUGUUUUGUUUCGCUUCACUUUGUGUUUUGUUUUUGUUUUGUUUUGUUUUGUUUGAAGUCACUUUGUUUGGUUGGUUUAAUUCCAAGUGUCCAGUCAGAUGAAGACAUAAUGACUGGAUGAAUGUUUUCAAACCAGCAAAAUGGCAAUUUUGUUCACCAUGUGAAUGUUAUUAGAUUUACCAAGGCCCAAAUUCGUCUAUCCCUCGCUUGAGAAUAAGCAUCAUCAUUAGAUUAAAUUAGUGAUCAUUAUUAUUAAUUGGCUGACCAAGUAACAGGCUGUUCAUGAAACAAAUUAGUAUGCCAAUUAUGUAAAAUACAUUCCCAUUCACAGAAGGAAAUUGUGCAAAGCCAGCAAAACAAUUUGUAGCACUUUAGUGAAUGUUUACCAAGAACAUGGUAAAUUCCAUUUCCUCCUUAAAAUAUCUUAAGAAAUGAAUGCAGUGUUUGGAUAUCUCUUAUGGCCUGAUUGCUUUUUCCUUCUUUAAAAAAAACCUAUUACUCUGUUUUGUUUUGUGUUUGGCAAUCAAUUGUAUGAAUGUAGCUUUACUUUUUAAGUCCAUGUGUUGGAUCGGAUUCAGAACCUAAACUGAUUGAGGGGCUAACACACGAAAAGAGGUCAAACUAAAGAGUCUUAAAUUUGUGCAUCAUUACAGAAAUAUUAGUUGUUUAAGAGGAAUUUUACUCAUGUAGUUGUUAUUCACACCCUGCUCUGUAAGAUAUGCUUUAUUUACGGAACGCUUCUGUGUUUUCUAGUUUAGAUAAUGGUGGUAUUAACAGUGGCUGGAUUUUUUUGCCAGCUUAAUAUUAGGUUUAAUUUAUUGUUCGCAUCAAAGCAGGGCAGAAUUUAUAAGAAACUCUCGAUUUUACCUUUUAUUACAGUCAUAUGUGUGCUUUGGUGAUCAGUUCCGGUCCUGAUUUCCACCAAGAUUAAAUUGGGACAUUUUAAAUACCCAUUUUAGUGUUUGUUUUGAGAACAGAAUGUACUACUACUGGGUUGUACAUGCAUAGAGAUGUGUUAUUUUUGUUGUUGAUGUGGGCUGUGUAUUAUCUGAAGCAGGUAUUUCAAGAACAGGUCUUAAGAUGGCAGUCUAUUUGAGUUGCUGCACUGUUUGAGGGCUCUACUGUAAUAUUAGCAGAAGACAUUCAAAAGUAACCAGAACAUUAGUGUGAAUGUCACAACAACAUGUCCAGGUCAUAUUUCACCCCAUAUCCAAAAAACAAAAGUAUAUUCUGCAUAAUGAAAAUGAAGCCAAUUUUAAGCACAUUUCUCACCUAGUUUUUUGUCUUCAAUCUUGAUGGUCUCAGAAAUAGACUUAUAAGAUAUAAUUUAGUAUUUCUUUAUUUUGAAUUUGAGGUGAUGUAUGACCUGGACAUGUUCCUGAAAGGUUUCACCAAUUUAGUAUAAGCACCACAUUUGAACACUUUCUUUGUAAAGUUUAGAGUCACUGCUCUUUAGCCUUUUAUUUCAAAUGUGGUUUGUUUGUUUGUGUCUGUUGAAGCUAUUUAAAACAUUUUAAAAAUGUGCCUUUGAAGAGAAAAAAGAAAAGAAAAAAUGAAAUACUGAAAAAUAUAUUGCUUGUGUUUUUUGUUUUUUUUUUUUGUUUGUUUUUACAUACUGUUAGUUAAUCUGCAGUGCAUUGUUGUUUUUUGUUGGUUUUAAUUGGUUGAAUUUGACCAGGCUGAUAUGCGGUGGAAUGGACAUUGGAUUUAGCUUUAUUUCUAGCUUGUGUGUGUGAAUGUACUUGUGUGUGUGUGUGUGUUAAAAGAAUCAUGUGUGCAUACAGUACACAGUUUUCUUUGAAUAAACUGAAGUGCAGUGUCAUUUAGUGGGACAUAAGCUGUUAUUGUUAGUUCCAAAGGCCAGUUGCCAUCAUAUUAAUGUGCUUUUUUUCCCCUAAUUCCUAAUUUAAUUUUAGCAACUUUAUUCUGUCCUCAUAAACAUGGUUUGUGCUUUACAUUCUUAAUUUGAACAGAGAAAAUGUUUUUCUCUCUCUCUUUCUCUCUCUCUGUCCAAAUAACAUGAGGAUCAUGCUGCAUUAAGAUGUGUUUUCCCAUAAGAUGUAUUUUUAUUGUGCUUUUAAAUUGCAUCAAAUUAAUAACACACAUUUAAGCUCAUCUAUCAAAUGUUAAUGUGCGGCAAAAUGGACAUUGAUGUAUAUUAGCAUUUUCAAUCACAUGAUGAAGCGUUUGUCAGGAGGUAGCAGAGGUCAUAUCUGUUACUGACUGAUCUACAGACACUAAAACUUGUUUCUGCAUCACUACACUGAUGUCCGACAGUCUCUUUCUGUUCUACAAUAAUAAUGACAUGCAUCUGUUUUACUCUGAACUCUUGGUAUCAAGUGUAAAUAUGGAAUGUAAAUUAUUGCUUUAAACUUGUACGCAUGAAGAUUUGCUUUCAGUCACCAUCUCCCCACCAAAGGAAAAAAAAAAAAAGAACGUUUCCAAUUUUGACUGGUGAUAAACACUUACAGUUGUCUGUUGUGUAAAGAAUUAAAGGACCUGUACACACCGUUUCAUGUCUAUAAGAUGUCAUUUUUUUAUUUUAUUUUUUUUUUUCUGCUUUAAAACGUUCAGCACCAAUAAAAGAGGAAAAUUGAAAA
This is a messenger RNA of Myxocyprinus asiaticus (Chinese sucker), 6993 nucleotides long. Its product is annotated as serine/threonine-protein kinase ULK1-like. Gene Ontology annotation, biological process: positive regulation of autophagy; peptidyl-serine phosphorylation; axon extension. The record is from RefSeq and is a predicted model, not a curated record. Gene Ontology annotation, molecular function: ATP binding; protein serine/threonine kinase activity. The transcript has 28 exons. Lineage: Eukaryota; Metazoa; Chordata; Actinopteri; Cypriniformes; Catostomidae. Gene Ontology annotation, cellular component: cytoplasm; autophagosome. Bases 494 to 3565 code for a protein of 1023 amino acids.